UUGGAUUGCCUGCUCGUUGAGGCAACUAGCCUGUCGAGUUACGGUGGCGCUGCGGCUAGCGACGCAACUGAAAUAGUGAUAUCGCACGAGCACCUAAGGAUUGCAGUAUACAGUACCAGUACACCAAACCCACCUCUCCUUAUUCCUUCCACCCCCACGCAAAAUCCCCCACCCUUCAACUGGGCAACUGGACGGCAAACGCGAAAAACUGCGACAGUGGCUUGCUGCGCCCGUCCAGGGCAUUCGGGUGGAGGGGCGGAGGGAGGGAGGGGGAGGCAAGUACGUAAAGCGGGAAGGGGGAAGGCUGGGACGCAGACCACAUUCCCUACUCGAUGCAGAGGAGGAGAGGGUAAGGCUGGGACGACGACGUCGGCCCUGAGCCCUCGGAAAAACACGCGGCGUGGGAGCGAAGCUGCAGACACUCGAUCGCCGCUCGGCCCUCCACUCACGCCUCACUCGGUCGCCGGCCCUCCUCUGCGAGACAAGCGGUGAACCGGAGUCGAGCAACGCUCGCAAGAGUGCAAGGGCCGCGCAGAGAAACGUGUGCAUCCCACCGACAGCCACUCCUCACAUCCCAAAGCGUCAAGCAGCUGGGCUGGCAUCUGGGAUCGCUCAAGAACGACCGCCGUUCCGCCGGCUCUCGGCCGCUCGGGACGGGAAUGGGUGGAGGGGGGAGGAUAAUGAGGAAGACGAGGACAGGGUAAGGCUGGGACGCAGACCUGGGCCCUAAUCCCUCUUCUCUCUCGCUCGCCGGCCCUCCUCUGCGAGAACACACCGGCUCUGUAAUCGAGCAGUGCUCGCGAGAGUGCACGGGCCGCGCCGAGAAACGCCUCCAUCCCGAUCCUCCCCUCCUCUGAAACCCCCAGCCCCCGCAGUAGGUGGCGACGGACAGAUCAAUACAUACUCUGCUCGCGUGCCCUACACGGGCAUUGUGGAGGAGAGGCGGAGGGAGGAAAUAAUAAGUGAGAGGGAGAAAGAGGGCUCGGACACAGACCGAAAUCCUCCUGCUCUCGUGACACGGAAGAGAGUUUGGGAGAAGGCUGGGACACAGACCGAAAUUCUCCUGCUCUCGUGAAGUCGUGACAUCUGCGACGCAUGCUACGGCAGCUGCUGCUCCUCCCCUGCACCACCCUAUCUUCUCUCAUGAAACCCCCAUCCCGCACAGUAGGUGGCGACAGACGGAUCGAGACAUACACUGCUCGCGUGCCGUUCCCUACACGGGCAUUGUGGAGGAGAGGCGGAGGGCGGGAAAUCGUGACGCGGAAGAGAGCUUGGGAGAAGGCUGGGACACAGACCGAAAUUCUCAUGCUCUCGUGAUCAAAGUGUCUGAGCACAGACGUGAAUUCAUGAUCCCACUUCACAAACAUCGUCCUGAAGUUGACAAGUUGCGACGUGGCAGGAAGCUUGCAAUACUCAAUGCUCAGUCGCCUCACUCGGGGCCACCAUCCGGGCUGUCUGGAAGAAGAUUCCGACGAUCACCAUCAGAGCGAGGCACGAUCUUUUACUUCAUAUGGAUGCCGAUGGCCGCAUAUGCGGCAACCAUGGCGGCCCUGGCAGCUUCGAUGCCUCCUUGAGCAGCGAUCGCGUCGCCGAUCCUCCGAUUCCUCUCGUCAUCAUCUCGCUGAGCAGCAAAAAGGCUGGCUGCCACGUGAUGUAGUUCAGGAUGUCGGGCUCCAGCUUCACCACCGACCUCACGCGGAGGAGCGAGAGGGUUAGCUGCCACUGCCCUCCCUGAUCGCACGCGCGGAUCGGGAUCCGGAAACUCUCGAUGGCGGGCUCCAUAUUCACCAUCCACAUCUCGAUGAGCAGCGAUCGGGCUGGCUGCCACUGCCAGCGCUUCUCGCACACGCUGGUCGGGGUUCUGUGGCUCAGGAUGGAAAGUGCCAGCUUCGCCACCGACAUCUCGCUGAGCAGCGACGGGGCCGGCUGCCACGUGCUGUAGCUCAUGAUGUCGGGCUCCAGCUUCACCACCCACAUCUCGCUGAGAAGCGAUAGGUCCGGCUGCCACUGCUCGCCCUUCGGGUAGCUUCCGCUGUCCCAGUGCCGCUGCACGUUGCUGGGGCCACGCAGCGCGGCGCGCGGCCAACGGACACGCAGCCGCAAGAUGGGCAGCAGCUCUGACGGCAGCCUUGCUGGGCAUCGCGGCGGGGGCCUCCGCCACGGCACCGGCCUCCAGCUUCGCGUCCGACGCGGGUACAGCAGCAGCGUCAACGUCACCAAGUUGCCCGCACGGUGUGCCGACGACGUAUCGGCUCACAUCAUUCAGCGGCGGCGGCGGAGCGCGCAAGGCCACAGCCGGCGCCACAGCGGGAGGAGCGCCAGGCGGCGGCGCCGGCACGCGGCGAGCAGCCAGGUAGCUGGAGGUACCAAGAUACGCCGCCCGAGCGCCACGCUCCGCGCCUUUCGAGCACGGCGGGAGCUCCGGGAGUACAGCACGAGCAAGAAGACGUAGAACAUGAUCCUGGCCGAGAGCGGGAGAAGCUGCAGCAGCAGCGUCGGCACGAUCUUGGGCGGGUUGCGCAGGCAACACGCGUGGCGGCAGCAGCACCGACGAAACACACAGCGAGGAGGUCGGCGUAGCACUGGGCGAACGGGCGGCUGCCGCAGCCGCAGGGGCGCUGAUCGCCUCGAGCCCGGGUGACUCCUGGAGUGCAGCACCAGCAAGAAGAAGUGCAUGUUUAUCUCCGCGGACACGCUCGGGUCCAGGAGCACGGCCACGACGCACGACGGCGGCCACGUCGCUCAUACGAGGCCGGCAUCCGACUCUGGCCGCAUAGCCGAGCCGUCGCGCAGCUGCACGAAGCGUCGGCCUCGGUCGGCUGCAACGCCGUCCGGAGGGGUCUCGCGGCGCGCGGCUGGCCUGCGGCUCGCCUGGCAUCGGCGCCAGGGGCAAGGCGAGGCGGCCUGCGCGCAUGGCAGCUGUCCGCGGGCGAGGCGCGCAGCGCGCGGCGGUACCUGGUACCGCGGGCACUGCACCCAAAUCCUCGACCCGGGACGGCGGCU
Prorocentrum cordatum is the source of this 3003-nucleotide messenger RNA. Lineage: Eukaryota; Dinophyceae; Prorocentrales; Prorocentraceae. The record is from the annotation of a GenBank genome assembly.